Arabis nemorensis is the source of this 927-nucleotide messenger RNA. The record is from the annotation of a GenBank genome assembly. NCBI's taxonomy places the organism in Eukaryota, Viridiplantae, Streptophyta, Magnoliopsida, Brassicales, Brassicaceae.
AUGAUGCAUUCUUGUAAUCAGAGAAGGAUGAUAACAUGGAGCUUGUUGUGUUUAAUCUUCUCUCUUUUUAAUUCAAUACUUGUUUUUGCUUCUCCUGUUAGGAACUUGUGUCCUCCAGACCAGAAGGAUGCUCUUUGGGAGUUCAAGAACGAGUUCUAUGUCCAAGAAUUCUAUACCUAUGGGAUGGUUGUUGUUGAUAAGAAGACAGAGAGGUGGAGGAACAACACUGAUUGUUGUUCUUGGGAUGGUGUCUCUUGUGAUUCUAAGACGGGCAAGGUCGUCGAGUUAGACCUCAUGGUAGGUUCUCUCAAUGGCCCUUUGAGAUCAAAUAGUAGUCUGUUUAGACUACAACAUCGUCAAAGCCUGGAUCUUGGCUACAAUAAUCUUUCGGGUAUUCUACCUGAUUCCAUCGGAAACCUCAAACAUUUGAGGGUUUUGAGUCUUGGUGCUUGCAAUUUCUUUGGAAAGGUUCCUUCUUCACUCGGAAAUCUUUCUUAUCUCACUGAUCUUGAUCUUUCUGUCAAUGAUUUCACUGGUGAACUACCAGAUUCGAUGGGCAACCUAAAACGACUAACAGAAUUACAAAUUGUGGCGACUAAGCUCAGUGGGAACUUUCCUCUUAUGCUACUCAAUUUAAGCGAGCUCACCGGGAUCGACCUUCGUUCUAACCAGUUUGAAGGUGUGCUCCCAUCUAAUAUGAGCAGCCUCUCCAAACUGGAGUCUUUUCGUAUUAGUGAUAACUCAUUUUCCGGAUCUAUUCCAUCGUCUCUCUUCAUGAUCCCUUCGUUGAUCAGACUUAGACUGGAAAGAAACGACUUCAGCGGUCCUCUUGACAUUGGGAAUGUCUCUUCACCAUCUCAACUUGGAGUUUUAUCCCUUGGAGAAAACAAUUUCGAUGGGCCAUCCCGGGAUCUGUAUCGAAACUAG